AUGUUUAAGGGUCUGCGAGAGGGCCUGGCGCUGGGCCAGUGGCGCCGCGGGGGCCCGCUGUACAGCAAGCACAUUGGUCGCGUUCAAUCUGACGCUUCUGGCAACAAUCAUAUUGUGGUCGGCACAAGCCCUCGCGGUGCCCAUGCACAGCAGACAAGGCCAGAGUAUUGCAUACUUUUGGGCGCCCAGCAGGGAACGGGAACAGCAGGAGCCAAAGCCGAGCAACAGCAGCAGCAGCAGCAGCAGCAGCAACCAAAACAACAUACUUCAGAAAAUCUGUCGGACAUGCCAGAACGGCAGCAGCAUCCAGAGAACGGAAGCAUAUCGCAAACAUAUUGGAAGCGCCGCAAGUGGAAACACAGCCAGUGGAAACGCGUCAAGUGUAUAUACAGCCAGAGCAAAGUGUUGCCCAAACAUAAUUCGCUGCCAGCCGCAAAUUUGCCUAAUAAAUUACCAACAACAACAACCGGGACACAAACAGAAACACGCGUCUAUCCCGCGCCCGCGCCCGCUCCACCUCCUCCGCCUCCUCCUGGUCGUCGUCGUCGUCGUCAACAUCGUCGCGCCGCGUCGCACUCGACUGACGUUGGCGUCGCCGCCGUUGCCCCUGCCACGGCAUUCGGCUCGCCCGCGUCCAUGUUUCUGCCAUAUCAAAUUAAUCAACGUGCUACAUUGUUGCAGGCAACUAAAACAGCAACGGCAACGGCAACAAUUGCAACGCCUCAUGUGCCAAGAGCAACAACAGCAACAACAGCAACAACAGCAACAGCAACAACAGCAACAACACGCAACACUCUGCAUGCUGCGCAUCGAAUUUUUAAUCGUGAUAUAGUCCGAACAGCGACCACCGCAUCACCUUUGACAUCACAACAACAACAACAACAUAAACAACAACAACAACCAGCAACAUCGACAACAUCAACAUCGACAACAACAACAACAGCACGAGUCGAAUUCAUACUCUAUACGGAGAUAUACGAAGAGAAUUCACAUUUCGAUACGAAUUUCGUUACGGAUUUAGCGGAAAAAACGCCCAGCAAAAGCUUUUGGCAGAAAUACGGCAACGUUCUGUUGAUCGCCAUUGGUGUAGCCGUGUGUUUAGUGUGUGGCAGCGUGCUGGUCACUGUGAUUACACUGCGACGCAGCAGCAGCUCCACGGCAGCGGCGUCAGCAGCGGCAACAACAACGCACCGUAUACGGCACAAACAACGCGCGUCGCAGCGACGGCGCAGCAACAGCAACAGCAGCAGCAGCAACAACGGCGGCUGUGGUCGUAAUAUUGGGCAUAAAAGUGCGACGGGCAACGAGACUGCCUUUGCUCUGGCCCUUCCACUGACGCAGACAGCAGCAGCAGCAGCAGCAGCACAAGCGAAUUCAGCGGCAGCAGCAACAACAACACCAGCACCAACAGCAGCAGAAGCAGCAGCGCCAGCAGCAGCAACAACAACAACAGCAACACUUUUGUCAACCGAGCCGGAACAUUCUGUACCCAUGCUAUCGGUACAGACGGCCGGCUGCGCGGGAAUGGAGCGGCUUGGCGUUCCGACCCGCACAUCAUUGAGCACACCACCCGAUGACAGGGAUCAAUUUAGAUGUAGAAUGCGCGUUGAUGCGCUCCAAGCACGUGAGCUGCUGGCCGUGCAUGGCGAAACUGUGAUUCGUAACAACAGCAGCAACAAUCAGCAGCAGCAGCAGCAGCAGCAACAACAUCACAACAAUAAGCAACAACAUUCCCACCAUCAACUACAACAACAACAACAGCAACAACAUUAUCUGUACCAACAGCAGCAGCAACAACAACGCAUGACAACUCCGCCCAGCGGCAGCGGCAACAAUAAUAACAACAACAACAACACGCAUAGUAUUAACAAUUUUGUGGCACGCGGUGGCAUUGAGGCAACCACGUUGAAGUACGGCAACACGGGCAGCGGGAGCUUUAAGAGCGAUCUGAGCAGCACAUCGUGCACAUCGACAUCCUCGUGCAGCUCGCUGAACAGCCACAGUGCCGAUCAUCAUCAACAUUACCAAUAUCAGCUGCAGCAGCAGAGGACGCCGCGCUGCCCACAUCAUGUACCACUGCCGGACAGCGAGUACGGACAGGAUCGUCAUCUGCAAAUACGCAGCAGCUACCAGCAAUCGGAAAUCACACGCUCCUAUACAAAGCCGCCGCCCAACAAAACCGUACGCGAUGUGCCCGAACAGAUAUGCGCCGCCAACGCCAGUUAUCGCCUGGCAGCAGCUAAUAGCUGCGCUGCUGCCGCCGCCGCCGCUGCUGCUGCUGCCUCCAAUUCAGCCACCUCACCUGCCGCUUAUGCGCUGGCAGCAGCUGCCGCAACAAAAUCAAAACCGAAUGCCAUCACAAAGUUCUUCUCACGCAUCAGUUCGCCCAAGUCGCCCACGUCGCUGGCGACGGGCUCGGGUGCAGCAGCAGCAGCAGCAUCAGGGGCUGGGGCAACGGCAGUUAUUGUUGCCACGCCCACAACAAUGGGCAGCUCAUCGUUAGCGUCAUCAGCGUCCAUGUCAUCGUCGGCCUCAUCGCUGGCCUCGUCCGCGGGCAUGCCCGCCUGUGUCUCACCAUCCUCAUCGGCCUCAUCGCUGGCAGCGGCACCGUUGACCGCCCUGCCCAUUGCCAAUGCGGCGACACUUAAGAGCACCGCCUGCAGCUUUGGCAGCACAGCGGCGGCGGCGCCGGCGACGGCGACGGGGAGCCUUGCCGAGCAGGAGCAGCAGGAUGAGACGACGCAAUAAUUCCAUGUUGGAGCCGUAACAGAUUCGUACACGAUCUGUCCAAGAACUUCGCGCUGGCACGAAAAGACUGUUUAUUAGUCAGAAUUUAAUUUGUAAACGAUGAGAGGAGACACACACACUACACACACACACACACACCCCACACACACCCCACACACACACACACACACACGCAGAGACACAGACACAAUUUAGUUUUGUACUAAGGACUCGGUUGGAGAGAUCAUUUCCAUUGUCGCAUGCUAAAAUAUUUAUACAUAAAAAAAAGAAAGAAAAACAAAAAAUUGAGACAGAUAAUACACAUAUAUAGAGAACAUAACGGUACAUAUUGUAUUUUGUUUUAGUUUGAAUAUAUAACUAUAUAGUUUUUAACACACACACAGAGAAAGAAAGCAAACAAAUUCUAUCUAUACUCUAUCUACCCACCACCAAAUCAAUCAGCCAACCUAUGAUUAUAUAAACACACUUCUAUAUAGACAUAUAUAUAUAGUUAUAUAUUGUAUUUGUAUGAUGGCCCCAAUGUGCUGGAACACACGCAACUUUUUUUUAGUUCAAUUCAAAUUGAUAUAUAUCUAUUAAAAUAUAUAUAUAUAUAUAUGCAUAUAUAUCUAAUAUUUGUAUUAACCAGUUAAAUUUGUAUAUAGUUAAAAGCGAGGUGUAUGGAAAAAUGGAAAAUUGAACGAAAUGGAAAAUCUUAGCGAAAUUUGAAUUAUUGUUUGAAAAUUGAAUUAAAUUGAAUUCCCCUUGCCGUAUUAUGUGUUCAAGCACCGUAA
Molecule: messenger RNA, 3521 nt
Organism: Drosophila montana
Lineage: Eukaryota; Metazoa; Arthropoda; Insecta; Diptera; Drosophilidae
Product: AF4/FMR2 family member lilli-like
Exons: 7
Coding region: 1-2748 (915 amino acids)
Source: RefSeq, a predicted model, not a curated record